Molecule: messenger RNA, 1455 nt
Organism: Penaeus vannamei (Pacific white shrimp)
Lineage: Eukaryota; Metazoa; Arthropoda; Malacostraca; Decapoda; Penaeidae
Source: RefSeq, a predicted model, not a curated record
ACUAGAAGACCUUGAAGAUGAAGAUGAAGAAGACAGCCUGGAUGACUAUACAGAUGAAGAUGUGAUUGACAGUGUUUGCAAUGCUCUUGCCAAUACUGUCCUCUCAUCGGUUCAAGGCCAACAUGCAUUAGUAGUUAUUUGGGAGUUUCUGAAGCGUAACAUGGAGUGGGUGCAAGAAGCUUUAGAAGUACCUGCCUUGUUACCUCUGACCUCCAGCAAUCCACCCACUGCCCUCAACUUCUCUCCGAAGCCGCCUGUGUACAACCCCCUGCACUACUACAAGAGGAUGAUCUACACACGUUUGGAUCAAGAAAGUCUCAUGAACUUCAAAGGAGACUGGGAUGCCAUUCUGUGAGUGGUGGUAUGCCCAAAGAGACAAUCGUUGACAUUCUUCGGCAAAGACCAGAGUUCCAGGAGGACCCCUACCUCACACCAAACCAGAAAUUAGCCAUGAAGAAAUUGGCUCCAUUUGUGGUCUCCAGCGAUGAUUGCAUUUCAAAAAUUGAGGAGUGAGAGAAUAUAAAGCAAGGAGAGUAGAAAGGGAGAAAAGAGAGCACAAAAAAUGAGCAGUAAGAGAAGGAUGAAUGAGGAGUGAAGAAAAGAAAAAAGGGGGAAAGAGAGAACAAAAGUGAAAACUGACAGAAAUAGGACAGAAUGAACAAAGAAAAAUGAAGGAGGAGUGAGUGAGCACAAAAAGAGUGAGAAAGGGUAAUGUGAAGACAUAGAACAAAAAGUAUGGAGUGAUAGAAACAAAAAUUGAAUGUGGAAAGAAAAUGGAGUGAGGGAAUGAACUGAUGUGUGCCUUUUAACUUGAAUUGGUUAUUAUUGAGGAGUUAAAAAAAAAAUUCUCAAGACAAUAUGAUUUGGUUAAGAAAACUAUCAUCCUUUUUUGGUUACUAUUUUAAUUGAAAAAGUAAACAUCAUGCUUUGUGAACUUAUUUGUUUUCAUUUAUAAAUUAAUUGUCAGUUAUAUAUAUAUCUAUCUAGAUCUCGAUACAAAAGCUGCCUCAGUUUAAAGAUUUACAGCUAGCAGAUAGCAUUAUCACAUAAUUGUCAUUGUUGAUUUAAUGUACAAUUUUUGAUGCUUGUUGACAGUUCUGAUCCAAACUGCUAUAUUGUAGGUGCUAAAUACAUAGGUGCUCAGUAGGAGAGUUCUUAUGUUAAAUUAUGUAGCUCUUACUUCAGCAUCUGAUAUAGCUACACAGUUAUUGUAAAUAUUGAAGUCUUUAUGAAUUAAUUGAUUAUUAAUUAUCUUGUACGAGUAAUUUCCUAAUUUUGUCUUGCUGUCUAGUGUACUUUUAAUUGUAGUUUAUAUCAAAUUAAUUUGGAAAGUUUAAUUUAUGAAAGGGCAAUUUUAAACAUGAAACAAAGAUCUGCUAAUAAUCUGUUGUUUGUGUAUAUUAUAUAUAUUGUAUAUGUUAAUAUUUGCCAAGUAAUAAAAUACAGUUGAGUUUA